This is a messenger RNA of Dendrobium catenatum, 1286 nucleotides long. Its product is annotated as exopolygalacturonase. Bases 51 to 1286 code for a protein of 411 amino acids. The transcript is spliced from 6 exons. Gene Ontology annotation, molecular function: polygalacturonase activity. Gene Ontology annotation, biological process: carbohydrate metabolic process. NCBI's taxonomy places the organism in Eukaryota, Viridiplantae, Streptophyta, Magnoliopsida, Asparagales, Orchidaceae. The record is from RefSeq and is a predicted model, not a curated record.
AAGUGGAAGAUAUGUAGAAGCUGAAAAAGAUACAGAAAAUUACGAAGGAAAUGGAGACGAGGCUUUUCUUUCUCUUCUUCUUCUUCUCGCUCUUCCUCUCUUAUAGCCUCGGCGCGCUGGCCGGUGGAAGACGGAAUCCGGCGAACCCUAAAGCCAAUAUCUUCAACGUUAGGAAGUUCGGCGCCCGCGGAAAUGGACGGACUGACGAUAGCAAGGCAUUCAUGAAAGCAUGGAAGGUUGCUUGCGCAUCCACAGGUGCAGUCAAGCUCGAGAUACCCACUGGAACUUAUUUCGUCGGGCCUCUAAGGUUCAACGGGCCUUGCAUAAAUGUCAGCUCCCUUACAGUCCAAAUGCAGGCCACCUUGACGGCAACAACAGACCUGAGCAAGUUCAAAAGUCCUCAUUGGGUCGAGUUUGGGUGGGUCGACGGGCUAAUUCUGACCGGCGGUAUCUUUGAUGGCCAAGGAGCAGUUUCUUGGCCUUUCAACAAAUGCCCCACACAAAUGGAUUGCAAAGUUCUUCCUACAAAUAUUUUGUUCGUGAACACGACAAAUACAGUUGCGACGGGCAUAACAUCAAUCAACAGUAAAUUCUUCCACAUUGGCAUUUUGAGCUGCACGAAUUUUAAAGGGACCAACUUUAAGAUUAGGGCACCGAAAAAUAGCCCUAACACUGACGGAAUCCACUUGGAGCGCAACUCGGGUGUGACUUUGUCACAUUUGACUAUAGGAACUGGCGAUGACUGUGUCUCUAUUGGUCAGGGAAACUCCGAUGUUACCCUACGCAACAUCAAAUGUGGUCCGGGUCAUGGGAUCAGUGUUGGGAGCCUAGGGAGAUACAAGGGUGAAGGUGAUGUUACAGGCCUAUUAGUUAAAAACUGCACCAUUACUGGCACAACAAAUGGGCUAAGAAUAAAGACAUGGCAAAAUUCACCGAGCCCAAGCAUCGCAACCAACUUGACAUUUGACAAUAUUAUCAUGAACAACGUGGAUAGGCCUAUUGUCAUAGAUCAAGAGUACUGCCCCUAUGCCAAAUGUGAUUCUUCUGCUCCAUCUCGAGUGAAGAUAAGCGGCAUAAAAUUUAAGAACAUAAGGGGCACAUCAAUGAAUCCAGAGGCAGUGACUCUGCUCUGCAGUCAAAGAAUGCCGUGCAAGGAUGUGAGUCUACAAGAUGUGAGUCUAAGGUAUGUGGGUGGAGGGGGUGGGGCCACAGCCAUCCUUAAUUCCACGUGUCAAAAUGUAAAGCCAACAUUCAGUGGGACCCAAGAUCCCCCACCUUGUCAGUAG